Lycium barbarum (goji berry) is the source of this 5935-nucleotide messenger RNA. RefSeq lists its product as uncharacterized. Gene Ontology annotation, cellular component: nucleus. Gene Ontology annotation, biological process: positive regulation of transcription by RNA polymerase II. The coding region runs from base 390 to 5822 and encodes 1810 amino acids. NCBI's taxonomy places the organism in Eukaryota, Viridiplantae, Streptophyta, Magnoliopsida, Solanales, Solanaceae. The transcript is spliced from 6 exons. The record is from RefSeq and is a predicted model, not a curated record. Gene Ontology annotation, molecular function: chromatin binding; histone binding; ATP hydrolysis activity.
CUCCGCCUCAGUCUUCCUUAUAACAUCAAAACUCCGAUAAAUUGCAGCAAAAUUUACAAACAGAGAAAAAAAAAAGGAGUUUGAACCAAACAAAACCCUAAUUGAAACUCACAAAAGGUGAGAAGAAAAAUCGAUGAUUUGAUUUUCAAGGUUUUUUUUUUUUUUUUUCCGUUGGCUCUGUGGUUUUUUGAUCAAUCAAUCGAAGGUCAGUUAACAUUAUUAUUGCUAAUUUACGGUUUUUUUGAGAGGUUUAAUUGAAGAAAAAACAAGGAAAUACGAGCCUCAUGUACCUCAUUGGUGUUUAUUUGGUGUAAAUUACAUAAGGAUUUGAUUUGAUUUGUUGAUAAUUAUAUAUAGGUGUUAGGGACUGUUAAAUUAACGUAUAUAUUAUGCAAUUAUCGCGUAAAGCGUUGGUUUCGAGGAGAAGGAAGGAUAAUAAAUUGGUAAAUUCUAGGGCUAGGAAGAAACACAAAAGAUUAGAUGAAGUUUGUGAAGAAACAUAUAAUCAAAACCAUAAUAAUGGUGUUGAAAACGUCGAAACGAGUGAGUUGAAUGGUGAGGAGAGUGAGGUUGAGGUUCGAAGGAGUUCUAGGGUUCGAAAAGCUGUUGUUGUGCUUGAUGCAUCGCCUCUACCCCCGAAAAAAAGACAGAAAAUUGAUAGGAAGGUUGAGAGAGGAGAUGUGGUGAAGGUGGAGUCGCGUUGUUCGACUUCCAAGGGUUUGGAAGAAGAAGGGACUAGUGGUUGGGGAUCGAGGUUGAGAACUAGGAGUAAGAGAACGAGUAAUAGAGUAAGGAAUAGUAUUGUGAAGUCGUCGUCGUCUCCAGUGGGUAAAAGGAAGCUUUUUCAGGAUGUUGACAGGCCGAAGGAAGAAGAACCGGAGUUAGAUAAACAAGAAGAUCGUGAAUGUGAAAAAUCAACUAUAGUUAAGUCGAAGAGACCUGGAAGUGUAAAAGCUUCAAAUGUGGUGGUUACCAAGCGGCAAGAAACUGAUACAGGUGGUGGUGUGGAGGAUGGUAAAAUGAUAAACCAGGAGGAGCUGCAACAAGUGAGGGAUGAAACAGAUGAUGGCAUUUCGAAGACUGGGUUUGAGGAGGGAGUUGAGGAUGUCAAUGUGCCAUUGCCGUUAGUUGACAAAGACGAGGUUCAGUUAGAGACUUGUGCAGUGCCAGAAGAAUGCCACACAGCUGACGGGGUGAAUACACUGGAACAGGACUUGCGAAGUAAAAAUGAAGUGAGCGUUGGAGUGAAUGACCAAACGGAUGCUGUGGAAGGUGGUUUACUUGCUAAUGGUGAAAAGGAUGGAGGCACAGGGAAGCAAGCUAAAGAUGGAGUUGACAGAGUUGGUGAUGCCCAGGAAGAUGGUGUUUUUGGUGAUAAAGCUCUGGAAACGGAGAAGGUGGUUAAGAAAGAAUGUGCUUCUUAUAGUACUCUGAGAAAGCGGCGAAUAAGAGAAGGAAGACAUUGUGGUUUGUGUGGAGGAGGUACCGAUGGUAAACCUCCAAAAAAGCUAGUUUAUGGGGCUGCCAGUGAUGAUGAAACACACAGUGGGUCCUCAAGUUCUGACGAACCUAACUAUGACAUGUGGGAUGGAUUUGGUGAUGAACCUGGCUGGCUUGGGCGCCUCUUGGGGCCCGUAAAUGAUCGUUAUGGUAUAGCUGGGAUUUGGGUUCAUCAGCAAUGUGCUGUAUGGAGUCCAGAGGUUUAUUUUGCUGGCUUGGGAUGCUUGAAAAAUGUUAGGGCAGCACUCUGCAGGGGAAGGGCUUUAAAAUGCAGCCGCUGCGGAAGGCCUGGGGCAACAAUUGGUUGCCGUGUUGAUAGAUGUCCAAAAACUUAUCACCUGCCUUGUGCACGGGCCAAUGGCUGCAUCUUUGACCAUCGCAAAUUUCUCAUUGCCUGUACAGAUCACCGACAUCUCUUCCAACCAUAUGGAAGUAAUUAUUUGCAGCGUAUAAAGAAAUUGAAAGCCAGAAAACUGAAGUUUGAGCUGCGAAAGUUGUCAAAUGAUGCAUUGCGUAAUGAUGUUGAAGCAGAGGAAAAAUGGUUGGAGAACUGUGGAGAGGAUGAAGAGUUUUUGAAACGUGAAAGCAAGAGACUUCAUCGAGAUCUGUUGAGAAUCGCGCCUGUAUAUAUUGGGGGCUCAAACUCUGAUGCUGGAAUACAGUUUCAGGGUUGGGACUCCGUUGCCGGGCUCCAAGAUGUCAUCCAAUGUAUGAAAGAAGUUGUUAUCUUACCGCUUUUGUAUCCUGAGCUCUUUAGUUCUUUGGGGCUUACGCCUCCUAGAGGAGUUCUUUUGCAUGGAUAUCCUGGGACAGGUAAAACUUUGGUAGUACGGGCACUAAUUGGUUCAUGUGCACGUGGUGAUAAACGAAUAGCAUAUUUUGCCCGUAAAGGAGCAGAUUGUUUGGGAAAGUAUGUCGGUGACGCUGAGCGUCAGCUGAGACUUCUAUUUCAGGUAGCCGAGAAAUCUCAACCUUCUGUCAUUUUCUUCGAUGAAAUAGAUGGUUUGGCACCUUGCCGUGGUAGGCAGCAGGACCAGACGCAUAGUUCAGUCGUGUCCACUUUGCUUGCUCUAAUGGAUGGUUUAAAAUCUAGAGGUUCAGUUGUUGUAAUAGGUGCCACAAAUCGUCCUGAUGCUGUUGAUCCAGCAUUAAGGCGGCCGGGUAGGUUUGAUCGUGAGAUUUAUUUUCCACUUCCAUCUGUUAAGGACAGAGAAUCUAUUCUCUCAUUGCAUACGAAGAAAUGGCCUAAACCAGCCUCUGGACCAGUACUCAGGUGGAUAGCUAGAAAGACUGUGGGCUUUGCUGGUGCUGAUUUGCAGGCUCUGUGUACUCAGGCAGCCAUAAUUGCUUUAAAAAGGAGCUUUCCCUUGCAUAAGCGACUCUCUGCAGCUGUGAAGGUGCCCAAUGUUGCAUGCCCCCCUCUUCCCAAUUUUAAGGUGGAGGAGAGGGACUGGGUAGAGGCUCUUACAUGUGCACCACCUCCAUGUUCACGUAGAGAAGCUGGAAUGGCUGCAAACGAUGUGGUUUCGGCGCCUUUACACACAUUUCUUGUUCCAUGUCUGCUGAAACCACUUAUUAGAUUGCUUGUAUCCCUUUAUCUGGACGAACGCCUCUGGUUGCCGCCCCUACUCUUCAAAGCUGCUGAAUUUGUAAAAGAUGUUAUUCUUUCUGCAAUGGUUGAGAAGAAAUUACCAAGCAGUAAUUGGCAGUCCUAUGUUAAUGACCUGCUUCAAGAACCAGGUGUUAUAAGUCAAAUUGAGAAUCACUUUAUACGUGCCAACAUUCUUGUUGGAGAUGCUAAUAUUGGUGGUUUUGAUGCUGUUGAUGAUGACCAUGUUCAUGGUCUCUCUAAUUCUGAAUCAUCAAAAUUGCAGUGGGCAGGGGCUCGGCCUAAUUUAUUGAAGAAUAUCUUUCAUAUGCCUGGAAAGAAAUCGGGAUUUAGAAUACUAAUUUCUGGAAAUCCAAGAUCUGGCCAGAGGCAUCUUUCUUCUUCUCUUCUUCAUUGUUUUGUUGGGAAUGUUGAUGUCCAGAAGGUGGAUUUGGCUACUAUUUCUCAAGAAGGUCGAGGAGAUGUCAUUCAGGGGUUGACGCAGAUACUGAUGAGAUGUGCUACUGUGGGGAAGUGCAUGAUAUUUAUGCCAAGAGUUGAUUUAUGGGCCAUGGAGACAUGUGAUCAAGUCUGUCAAGAGGAUGAUUGCUCUUCGGUAAACCCUGAAUCAUUAGGCAAGGAAGCUCAUUUGCAUUAUAAUAUUGAUAAGGAAACUGCUGACCAGGCUGGAGAUGCUCUGAAAAUAGCCUCAUAUCUGUGGAGCUCUUUUGUUGAGCAAGUGGAAACUAUAUGUGUGUCCACAUCUGUGAUGCUUCUGGCUACAUCUGAUGUACAGUUGGAAGCACUCCCUGUUAGAGUGAGGCAAUUCUUUAAAAGUCAGGUGUUGAACUGCAGCACCCCAAUUCCCUUGGAGGAUUCAGUUUCUAGAUUUACUGAGCAGCUUGAUAGAAAUUUUGAUCAAGAAUGUCUGAUUGAUUCCUCAGCUGCAAAGUUGUCAAAAGAUUUAGCUCAGCACUUCAUUCAGCUGAUUCAUCGUACAAACCAUGUCCACUUGCACACAUGCAAUGAUGAAGCUAGUGAUAAAGUUGAGGGCGAUGUUGCCGUAGAAUGUCAGAAGUCAGAUCUUAGAUCAACCAUUGAGCAUGUGAAUAAACAAUGUCCAAUUCCUACUUCUGCAAUAGUUAACAGUAGAAAUGUUAAAGGGAAAUCAAGCUUGAUGUUAGCAAUUACCACAUUUGGCUAUCAAAUUCUGCGAUAUCCUCAUUUUGCUGAACUUUGUUGGUUUACAUCCAAGUUAGGAGAAGGUCCUUGUGCUGACAUAAAUGGACCUUGGAAGGGUUGGCCAUUCAAUUCUUGUGUUAUACGUCCUAUUAACUCAUUCAGAAAUGUUACCCUUUUAUCUAACAAUAAUAAAGGCAAAGAGAAAUACUGUAUGGUGCGAGGCCUGAUAGCUAUUGGAUUGUUGGCAUACAGAGGCAAAUACUCAUCUGUCAGAGAAGUUUCUUUAGAGGUUCGAAAAGUUCUCGAGCUUCUGGUUGAACAUAUCAAUGAUAAAAUCCAGAAUGGGAGGGAUAGGUAUCAAUUUGUUCGUCUUUUAUCCCAAGUUGCUUAUCUCGAUGACAUGGUUAAUAGCUGGGUUUAUACAUUGCAGAGUUUAGGGGGAGACUCUCAAUUUGCUGAGGCAAAGCCAAAGAUUGGUUGUGCUGGACUUCCAGAAAGUGCUGAUGCUUCUGAGAAUACACCUCUGAGGGAGGGAGGUUGUGAGCUAGAAGAAUCCCUUGACAAACCGGAGACACUGGAAAAAUGUCGGCCAGAACUAACUGCUGAUAAUUGUAGGCGUGUUAAUCCAGAAGCAAAUGGUGUUUCUAAUCUUCCAGAUAUUGGAGCUGUAGAACACGAGCCUCCCGGCUUGGCGGCUGUGAACCAUUCUGCUCCUUCUAGGCAAGUUACCGGUUCUGUGGAUAGUGUUCUUCAUCAUAAUUCAUGCAUGCCAGAUGAUACUGACAUACAUUUAGAAAGUAGUGGAGAUUGUGUAUCUAAGAGACAUUCUAAUGGGCUCAUGGAGUUAAAUAUUGAUGAUGUUCAAGAGGAUGGUAGUAAUUAUUCCAAGGACAGGUGUCGCGUUGAGCUUUCUAAUUAUAGUAUGAGUUCCAACACAAAUGGCAGAUUAUCCACUCCAAACAAUCUUCAAAUUGGAGACAGCAACCAAAAGUCUGUUGGCAAUAGCAUAGGUCUUGAAUGUUCAAAUAAAUCUUCCAAUCUUUCAACUGAUUCUAGCGUAGUUUGUUUAUAUCAGUGCUGUCCUCAGUGCUUGCUGAAUCUUCAGCGCACCUUGAAAAAGAUGCUUUCCGACGAGUGGGGACUGAAAAAGGUUGAGUGUAUGGUCGAGGAUGCUUAUGACUUUCUGGCCUCAUUAGCUGCAAAUCUUCAUUCGGCUUUGAGGAUGUGGUUGAUUGCUGAUGAUUCAACUUUGCUUGAUGAGAAGCGAGUACGAGAAGAAGGUUAUACGGAAUACAAGGAAACUAACUUGUGUGAAUGUAGAAACUUAGGGAACAGGUUAAUCAAGCUGAGAGAAUGCCACUGCCAUUUGAAAAGCAGUGUCCAAACUGAGAAACGCAAAUCUUCUCAGAAGUUGCCUCAGGAGUUUAUAUUUAGAGAUGGUGUACUGACCAAUUUAGACAAGAAGGAUGUCUCUACUCAUUGUAAAUUUGAGACUUUAUGCCUUUGUUCUCUUGUAGAGUGGAUAGUAACGAGAAGGGAGCCUUUUGAUUGACUGGCAUAUAUCCGAGAUUUUUUAUUCGACUGCAGAGUAUUACUGGAAGUUGAACUACGAUAUGUAAAAAUCGAAAUUUUGGUUUUCAAUUUCAGAUUAAUUUGAUUUUCUCA